Messenger RNA from Zingiber officinale, 5167 nucleotides. RefSeq names its product mediator of RNA polymerase II transcription subunit 27-like. Bases 612 to 1385 code for a protein of 257 amino acids. Gene Ontology annotation, molecular function: transcription coactivator activity. The record is from RefSeq and is a predicted model, not a curated record. Lineage: Eukaryota; Viridiplantae; Streptophyta; Magnoliopsida; Zingiberales; Zingiberaceae. The transcript has 7 exons. Gene Ontology annotation, biological process: regulation of transcription by RNA polymerase II. Gene Ontology annotation, cellular component: mediator complex.
GAAAAAACUAGACUAUCUCCUCGCCGAGAGUGUCGUCGGCUUGUCGCCGUUGCAGUGAGCAUUCCUCCGGGGAGGAGAUCGAGGUUUUUUUUUUUUUUUUUUUUUAUCGUCGAUCUCCCUCUCCCUGUCCAUUCCCAACUGCACCCCAAGUUGCCCUUGCGGUUAUGGAAGUAUCAAGCAGGUUCAUCGCCGACCUAACAACGUAAGGUCCCCAACUAUCUCCGAAAGGCGCAGAGCGGGAUGAUACCGUAACCCCAAGAGCAGAUCACUGCGGGGGCCGCGACGGAGCAGUCUCAGGAUCCGAUGGAAUCGGGCGGUGAAGCUUCCACGGAGGCUCCUCCGAAGCAGGUGGCUCUGGCCAUGGAGCGGCUGGCGUCCGCCGCUCGUAAAAUCGCUGAUAUCCGACUGGGGGCGGACCGCCUCCUCGAAGCGAUUUUCUUGGCGACAGAAGGUCCUCAGCAGUCGAUCAACAAGACCGUACAGCUCAUCCUCAGUGAGGAAACCUCCAUGCGCCAGCACUUCCAGGAUCUGAGCAGACUGGGAAGCCAACUGGAAACAUCUGGAGUUUGAGUGGUGCUACCAAGCUACGAAGUAAUUCUUGGGGGUUGCACAUGCCCCUUAUUUGUCCAGAUGGUGCUGUUGUUGCAUAUGCUUGGAAACGACAACUUGCAGGUCAAGCUGGCGCAUCAGCUGUUGACAGGACUAGAUUAGCUCUCAAGGCGUUCACUGACCAGAAAAGACGAUUUUUCCCUCACCUAGAAGAUGAACUAUCCGGAGAUGGAGAUCUUGGAAUUGCCAACAAACGGUGGAACUCCCUAGGAUCUGUCAGGAAUCAAAGAGAAGAAUUCAGGGAGAACAAGUCUUUAUCUGAUGUUCUCAGAAGUUUGGAGCAUGAGUUUCCAAAUGUAAGAAUCUUUACCUAUCAGCGUCUAGAUUGGUCAAAGAGAGCUUCCUCAUUGUCAAGUGAAAAUACAAUGGAUCCAUUCAAGGAUCAGAUUGUGAAUCACCCAAGCAAUUUAAGCUCUGGUGCAGUGAAUGUUGCUGCAGCAGAUCAAGCAGCUGUUAUUGAGUUGCUGGUUCCUUUUAUCUUCAGAGCUGUGGUAUCGUUGCAUCCAGCAGGAUCCAUAAACCCUGAUGCUGUGGCAUUUUUCGCUGCUGCUGAGGGAGGGAACUACAUACAUGCAAGGGGUAUGUCAGUUCAUCAUGUAUUUAGACACAUCACUGAGCAUGCUGAUAGAGCACUGCAACACUUCCUUAGUGUAGGAAAUGAUCUUUCCCUUGCUCUUCUUCUGCAUUGGAUCUGCUGCCAUCAUACUUUAUUUUCAAAAGCAUGCAGUAAAUGUGGCCGUCUCUUAAUGAUAGACAAAUCAUUAGCUUUGCUUUAACCUCCUGUUCACCAUGCCUAUUGGGAAACCACUGUAACCAAUUCUAGCUGGACAGAAUUGGCUCAAAUUAUGGCUAACCAACCAGUUUCUGCUUAUCAUAUUGGGUGCUCAGCUGGUAAUGCCCGAGAAAAUUAACACUGUGCAACAAUGUUCAUCUUGUUGUGUUCCCAUUGUUGAUCCACUUUGUCACUUCUGAGAUCUGUCCUAAUAUAAUGCUACUGGUAAGCAUUCUCAGAGACUUUUCUUUUUACCCUUGGAAUGACAUUUUUAGGUCUGAUUUUUUUUUCAGUUGUGGAAACUUAGUUAUGAUAAUAGAUCUGCGUACAUUUUCUUUUAUUUUCUUCUGUGCCAUUGUGUUUCCAGUUAUUAUAUGAUCAAGUCACUUGAAUGAAAUUAGAUGCAGGGAACUUGCUAUGCUCAUCUUUUCAUCUUAGCUACUAUUUUCCUAUUGAAAUUUGUACAAUUUCUCAUUUGUCAUGGACCAUAUCUCUUGGCUGUUUUUGUGAUCAAGUGUUUUCUUUUGAAAUGUAUAUUUAUUUAUUUUAUUUAUUUUUACAUAUUCUAAUGAAUAAUAUGCUUUGUUUGUUCGGGACCGAAGGACCUGAGAGUAAUUUUGUAAAUAUUCUAGGAUUUGAUCAUCACAUGUCCAAAAUUUGAUGACUAUAUAGGUAUUGGAGACUUAAUUAGAUGUAAGAUUCUCUGUUCAUUUAAUAUGAUAUCAGAGUCAUAAGCUGACACAACACUUGUACAUGUUGUGCUAGAGUUCGCAGCUAUCUUGGUCUAGGUGGAAGCAUUCUAAUAUAACCCUACAUUUAGUGGCGGAUCCAGGAAUUCAAGUAUGGAGUGACAAUCAUGAUAAACAAGGAGCGGUAUCCUCCAUCUCCACCAGUAAAACCCCAUAAUACUAGGGGUUCCACCGCCAGCAAGGGGGGGCGACCGCCGAUGCCGCCCCCCCGGAUCCCCCCUGCCUACAUUUGUCUCAUCUACUAGUUCUGGGGUUGAGAAAAUUGACAAGACACACUUGCACGACACAACUCAUCUUGCAAUUUGCCAGUUUAGAUAUGAAGUAUAAUUAAAAAUACAAUAUAAUAUUUUAUUUAAAAAUUCGGUAUAAAUAUAAAGUAUAUAGCAUAUAUGUUAUAACAUAUAAUUAAUUACAUGGAUUAUAUUUUAAAAUUUUCUACAUAAUUCAAAAUAUAUAUCAUAUUGCUUGAAUAUAAAAUUUACUUUAAGUUUAUUAAAUGGAUCAUGCCAUUUAAUCUAUUUAUCCUUGAUGAUAAGGUGGUGGAGAAGUGCCCAUGCUAGAACUGCUGUGCUUCUAGAUUUACCCGGUGGGUGAACAGGGAGAAGACCGAUCACUUCCAGGAUUAGCUGGACCCAAUACUUGGAUUAAAAAAAUGUAUGUAAGAUAUAAUUUGCUAAUUAUAGCCAUGCCUGGCUCACAAGUAGGGUCUGAGGUGGUAAACUUGUUUGAGGCUUGACCUCACAUUUAGGUGUAAUAGUCCUAUCAAAAGUUCAAUUUCUCCGUUGACCGCCUUUUGCCAUUGUCCAAGCAUGACCUACUCUCAAUAGAUCCAAUCGUCUCAAGCUUGACAAUCAUAAUAUAUGGUCAGGCCAUAUGAUUUUAAAAGAUUUCUCAUUAUUGAGUCUACAUGGGAAAAGUCAUUUAUCUUAUAUAGUUACUGGGCGAUAUUUGUGUUCUGCAGUAAGCUAGCUUAUGCAAAUGCCUCAGAAGUGUCAUUAGGAAGCAAUGUUAAGAAGCUUGCAAUAUAUUAAAAAGAUCUCAAAGAAAAUGUCUACUCUAUUGGAAAUAUGGAUAUAAAAUAUUAGAAUUUUUUCUUAUCCUAUUGAUUUAAGUCUAUAUGUAUACUGGAGUCAAUCUAUAAGAAACAAAGCAUUGUAGCACAGUCCAAUGCUGAAGCAAAAUACAGGGUAAUAACACAAUUUAUGACAUGCAAUGGAUCAAGUCUUUAUUGAUGACCUUAGUCUUACUAUUAUUGAAUUAAUAAAUAUGCACUGCAACAAUUAAACCACCUUUCAUAUUGCAAAUAAUCCUGUGUUCAUUCCAUGAACACAUUAAUUAAAUUGAGAUUGGCUGCCAUUUCGUCUGAGAUGUCUUAUGUCUUAGAAGUUCAUCACGCCAUAUACUUUUACCUGCUACUUGAUUUAUGUGUAUGUAACAAGUUUAGAUAUACAUGCUUUAGUUUGAGGGAAGUGUUAGAUUAAUCAAGGAGCUUACUUUUAAGACAUAAUCUAAUAUAAUGCCUAAAUUUUAGAUAAAAUUAGUUAUCCCUCAUCAUCAUCAUCAAGCUGUAUUUCCCAAAACUAUAAAAUUAGUCACCGAUAAAGGAUACAAAGACAAAUUGUGACAUUAUCUUUCAACAUAAUAAUUUUGCACCGGGUUUUGAACUUCUAUCAUACAGCUUCUGUAGAGCAAGGAUUUCAAUACCAGAGGUAACUUUGAACACUAGACCAAGCAUCAAUGUGAGCUAUAUGCUAGUGUGAAUUAAUUCAUGUGUUGCCUGCAACAGAGGUUUGAUUCCAUUUCAUUGCUUGAAUGAACUAACUUGAAAUGGAAUGCUUGUUUUCUGAGAAUGAUAAUGUCUACCAGUCUUUCUAGAAUUGAACAUAUGGAAUGCACAUUUAACUUUCGGCACAUAGUUGAAUUAUCUACCUCUAACGUUAUGCAUAAAAUGAAAGGGUAUUUUCUAAAGAAACCAAAUAUCAGAAUAUAAGUAAUUAUUUGACUUAUCAUUCCAUUCUAUUUCAUUUCUGAUUCUAUUUAUGUGCAUUGUAUUAUAACUAAGGUCCUCAUGGCAUUUUCGCAACUUGGAUUGUCAUUUGAAGAUCAUCUAGCAAGGUCUCUGUUUUUGAAAUGAGUUGGCAACUUGCAGAUUUUAGUGUUUUUCCUCGUCAAGCUAACAAAAUGUGGUCCAACAACUAUCAACAGAAGUAACAUUAAAGCUUGAUGGACCUGCUCCUCUUGUUAGUAAUUGAAUUUCAUUAUUCUAAUUAAUGAACAAUUUCAGUCAUAGAAUAAUUUCAUUAUAACAAAGGACCCUUCCAUUGACUGUAUAAUCCCUGUCACUGUUUCUGUUUUGAGCAUAAACUUAUCAAAUGUAGCCAAAUCCUUGUGAAGCAUAAUGCAGGAGUCAUCUUUUAGGUUUAUUGAAGGUACUUGAAAUGGAACCACUCAAGAGGAGGAAGGGGACAAUAUUGAUUGCUGAAUUGACUUAUGAUUCUUGUUUUCGCUAAACUACUUUUUGAUUAAUUGUUUAUUGAGAUGACAUCACCAAAGUCACUUUCUUCUUUCUUUGGCAAUAAUUAACAGUUGUUGCAAUUUGAAAUUUAGUUUGUAACGAAAGAAAUGCACACUUAAUUGAAUAGUUUAGAACCAUAAUGACAGAAAACAAACAUGAACCAUGUGGACCCUUGACAUGACUACUUUCUUUAUGCCUCUACAAAGGAAGUUGAUUAGUCCCUCUUGGCUCUUGCUAUCGAGAAAGGUAAUCUUCUAAAGUUGACUGAAUAACCUACAUUUUGUUGUAUCUGUUGUGUUAUCUGUUUUUUUAGGUGGUUAAAAGUUUUACACUUUUUUUCAUUACCAUUUCAACUUUUAUGCUUGUAUUGUCUUCCUCCGAGUCCUUGAAAGUAUUAAGUUAUAUGCUUAUGGGCUUCUAGAUAAGAUAUAUUUGGAUAUUUUAUAUAUGGUUUACCGAGUUUUGUUCAUGGAUCUUAAUGAGAGGGGAGAUUAUUAUCUUAGAUCAUAACUUUCAGGAACU